AUGUCCGUCACGAACGGUGCCAAUGGCCAUGUGAAUAGCUCCUCGAAUGCCCUUUGUUCUGUCGACGAAUUGGUGUCUCGCAAGUAUGAGUUUGUCGUGGUCGGAGGAGGUACUGCCGGCUUGGUGGUCGCUGCUCGUUUAACCGAGGAUCCAAACAUCUCGGUGGCUGUUCUGGAAGCCGGAGAGAAUCGAAUGGACGACAAGAGCGUGUCAACCCCGUCACUCUACCCUACCAUGAUCGGUAGGAAAGAAUACGACUGGUGCAUGACCAGCACACCACAACUCAAUGCUGGCAACAAGAUCUACUCGAUGCCUCGUGGGAAGGUUCUCGGCGGCAGCUCCGCCAUCAAUUACCUCAUGUACGUGAGAGGCUCAAAGAACGACUACAUCCGCGGCUGGGAAUCAAUUGGCAAUCCUGACUGGGGCUGGGAGGGUAUGCUUCCUUACUUCAAGAAACACCAGACGCUGGACAACACGCCGAGGCACAGCGACCCGCAAUUCAUGCCUAUUGCAGGAGGCGACAAGUAUCAUGGAACUAACGGGCCCAUCCAUACCAGCUUCAAUGACUGGUACAUGCCGCUGGAGGUGGACUUUGCCAAAGCCGCGUAUGAAGUCACCGGGACAAAGAAGACGAUUCACGACGCGUGGAGCGGUGAUCAUCUGGGCUUCUACUCAAGUCUGGGCGCUGUCAACAGGUCUGACGAUCCGGGGAAGCGAUCCUACGCUGCAACCGGAUACCUUCGCCCGAACUUAGGAAGACCGAACCUAAAGGUUCUGACCGAAGCACAGGCCACCAAGAUUAUCCUAGAUGGGAACACCGCCACAGGUGUGGAAUUCGUGCACAAGGGCCAAAAAUACAGCGUCCACGCUACGCGGGAAGUCAUUCUCUCCGCCGGGGUGAUCCAAAGCCCUCAACUACUCGAGCUCUCUGGAAUCGGCGACCCUGAAAUCCUCAAAACCGCUGGUGUCGAGUGUGUGGUUGGAAACAAGGGAGUUGGUGCCAAUUUCCAGGACCAUGUUCUUGGCGGAAUCCUGUACGAUUUGAAGCCUGGGAUUGAUUCGAUGGAUGCAUUGCACGGGGAAGAGUUCAUGAAGAUGCAGCAGGACGUCUACCAGAACAGUCAGAAGGGACUCUAUGCCAACCCAGGCAUGAUGAUGGGGUUCGUAUCGUAUGCCUCCGUGGUGACUCCCGAGGAGCUUGAGGCUACCAUCAAGGAAAUCAAGGAGAAAUCACUUGCAAAGACGGAUUUUGAGAAGGCUCAAGAAAAGGUAAUCGUCGACCAACUCCGCGAUCCAACCUUUGCCAACCUCCAAACCUUCUGCAUCCCCUGCCGCCUCGACGUGGCCAAGGGCUCAGAUCAGACCCAAUUCUUCGGCAAACCUCCCAGCGGCAAACAACAGCUCUCCUUGCUCAUGUGCCUCGAACACCCUCUCUCGAGGGGAACAGUGCAUAUCAAGUCGUCGGAUCCUUUGGCACCGCCUGAAAUCGACCCGGGAUAUUUCCGGAACGAAGUCGACGCUAAGAUCCUCGCGGCAGGCAUGAAAUGGAUGGACAAAGUGGCCAGACAUCCCUUAUUGGCGAAAUCGCUUGCUGAGAGAGAACUGCCGCCCGAGAGUGAAAGUCUCGAUUCCGAGGAGAAGAGGAUUGAAUAUGUCAAAAAUCAUGUCAGCACACAGUAUCAUCUGAUCGGGACUUGUGCGCUGGGCGAGGUCGUGGACAACGAUUUGAAGGUGAAAGGGGUCAAGAAUCUGAGAGUGGUGGAUGCAUCGAUUUUCCCUGGACACGUGUCUGGGAACAUCAUGGCUUCUACUUAUGCUGUGGGUGAGAAAGGCGCAGAUCUGAUCAAGAAAGAUAUCUAA
Messenger RNA from Cladophialophora psammophila CBS 110553, 1860 nucleotides. RefSeq lists its product as uncharacterized. Lineage: Eukaryota; Fungi; Ascomycota; Eurotiomycetes; Chaetothyriales; Herpotrichiellaceae. The transcript is spliced from 5 exons. The record is from RefSeq and is a predicted model, not a curated record. Gene Ontology annotation, molecular function: oxidoreductase activity, acting on CH-OH group of donors; flavin adenine dinucleotide binding. The coding region runs from base 1 to 1860 and encodes 619 amino acids.